AAUACAUUCCCUAUUUGAAGUUAAAUUAUCCAGUCAGUUUGCACCUAUUGUGCCAUAAACACAAGUGCUGAAUUUUGAAUCAAGUACAGAAGAAUUUUGAUUCCAAAAAAUGACGAAAGCAACUCUAAUUCAUGACACAAACGUCGUAGCUGCAACUACAACGAACAAAGCGCUACCUGCGCCCCGAAAGUCGCCGAAAAAGGCGCGUCACACGAAAAAGAAACGUGGCGGCGCUGCCUGUACUUUACCGAAAGUACCCGAAGAGACAGUCGAAGACGUAAAGCCAACUGUGACGGUUUUCAGACCGCAGACUAUAUUAUUAGAGCGCCCACAUCGAAGGGAUAUGGCUACAAGCACAACGGAGGAAAUCGAGGAAAUCGAUCGGAAGCAAACGGAAGCUGUGAAUUCUGGUGAAUUCCCACCUGAAUAUUUAAUUAAACAUCCCUUGCAAAAUACUUGGACUUUAUGGUAUUAUGAACCUGAUAAAAGUAAAUCAUGGGAAGAGAGUCAGCGGGAAAUAACAAGUUUCGAUACAGCUGAGGAUUUCUGGAGUUUAUAUAACCACAUAAAAACAGCUUCUGAAUUAAGGCAAGGUUGUGACUAUAGCAUGUUUAAACAAGGAAUUCGGCCUAUGUGGGAAGAUGAGCAGAAUAAAUGUGGUGGACGAUGGUUAAUAAAUCUAGAUAAAAAGCAACGUUUUGCAGAUCUAGAUAAUUUUUGGUUAGAAAUUUUACUUUGUAUGAUCGGAGAAGCUUUCAAUGAAUAUUCAGAUGAUGUAUGUGGAGCUGUAGUAAAUAUUAGGCCAAAAGGGGAUAAAAUUGGAGUUUGGACCUCAAAUGCAAAUAGUGAAGAUAGUGUUAUGGAAAUUGGGCGUAAAUUAAAAGAAAGAUUGAGGAUCACACCUAAAAUGUCUAUGGGAUAUCAAGCACACAAAGAUACUAUGGUUAAAGCUGGAAGUCAAACAAAAAAUACUUAUACACUUUAAAUAUCUUUCUUUUUUUAUUUUAAUACUUAUGUUAAAUAAACACUCUAAAUUCAUAUAA
Messenger RNA from Harpegnathos saltator (Jerdon's jumping ant), 1043 nucleotides. RefSeq names its product eukaryotic translation initiation factor 4E4 (gene eIF4E4). The record is from RefSeq and is a predicted model, not a curated record. Gene Ontology annotation, cellular component: cytoplasm; eukaryotic translation initiation factor 4F complex. The transcript is spliced from 5 exons. Bases 110 to 985 code for a protein of 291 amino acids. Lineage: Eukaryota; Metazoa; Arthropoda; Insecta; Hymenoptera; Formicidae. Gene Ontology annotation, biological process: translational initiation. Gene Ontology annotation, molecular function: translation initiation factor activity; RNA 7-methylguanosine cap binding.